UUAUAUUUUGCAUAAAAAAGCCAUUGCGGGCGAUAGAAGAGCAUACCCAUGCGGCAAUCGUUGCACAACCGCUGUGUCCUAUCACUGAAGUCUACGAAAAUGAGCGACACGAAAACUCUGCUGAGUGCACUGCUAUGCGACAUUUAUGGCAAGCAGGAGCAGCAGGCCAGACGUCUGCGUCGCUGCCGUCGCCACCAGAAAGUGCAGGAGAAGCCCAGCUCCAAGGAUCAACGUCCCUGCCGCAGAUCCGCAAAGAGGGAGAGUGGAGCGAAAAUGGCCAGCGGCCUGGCCGGCAAUCAGAAGGUGCUGCAGACGCUGAGCGUGCGCCAGCUGAUCGAUGUCAGUGCCAUGCUCAAGGUGGAGCUGCUGAUGAUGGGCUACAUGCUGGAGCGAGUGCUGAUCACGCGCGAUCGCCUGCAGCGCCACCAGGAGGUGCUCUGCGAGUUCGUGACGGCCAUACUGGUCGUGGAGACACACGAUGCACAGCCUAAAAUGCGCUUUAGUCUCUCACCACCGCCACCAAAAGUCAGCCUAACCCCACCCACUAGCACCACAAGCGCCACUAGCAGCUCAACCACCAUCAGCUGCAGCAGCAGCAACAACAACGUCAGCGGCGGCCAUAGCAAGACCCUCAGCCGCAACCGCAACAACAACAACAUGCUGGGCACGGGACCGGCCAACGCCAGCACCGAUGCUGACGCGGAUGAGGCUCUGUCGGACUACAACCAAUGGCUGCAUGCCAUGAAGCUGGUGGCUCGACUGCCAGGCGGCACGCCACCCGAGUUCCGGCGCAAGCUGUGGCUGUCCUUGGCGGACAAGUAUCUGAAGUCGAAGAACAUUGACUGGGCGAAGCAGCGCGAGAAGUGCUUCUGCGAGGAGUGGCGCGAGGACGAUGAGGAGCUGGGCAUUCAGAUCGUUAAGGAUCUGCACCGCACGGGCUCGAAUUUGUGCACCGGCCCCGCAGGCUCCAUCAACCAGGCGAAGCUCAAGCGCAUCCUGCUCGGCUAUGCGCGCUACAACCCCGAAGUGGGCUACUGCCAGGGCUUUAACAUGCUGGGCGCGCUGAUACUGCAGGUGAUGGACAAGGAGGAGGAGGAGUCCAUGAAGGUCAUGAUUUACUUGGUAGAGGGCGUGCUGCCCACGGGCUACUUCUACGGCUCAAUGGGCGGCCUACAAGCGGACAUGGGCGUCUUCCGAGAGCUUAUGCAAACAAAGCUCCCACGCCUGGCCAAGCACCUACAGCGACUGCAGGGGCCCAUGGAGAAUGCCUAUGAGCCGCCGCUCACCAACGUAUUUACCAUGCAGUGGUUCCUCACCAUGUUCUGCACCUGCCUGCCGAUGUCCUGCGUACUGCGUGUCUGGGAUCUGGUGCUCAUCGAGGGCAGCGACGUGCUGCUGCGCACCGCCCUCGUCCUCUGGAGCCUGCUCGAGGAACGUGUCCUCAAUGCACGCACUGCUGAUGACUUCUAUGGCAAAAUGGGAUCCUUCUCCAAUGAGCUCUUGAAUGGCCACCUCAUCGAUUCGAAUGGCCUCAUAGAGAAAGUGGUGCAGCUAGGACCCAUAGCCGACAUCAAGCAGCUGAGGGAGAAGCAUCUGUACAACAUUACUCCGCUGGCCAACAAGCAAGGAUUGCAGCUCUACUACGAUGAGGAGGAUGCGCAUUCCGACGACGAGUCGCGCAUGGCAGUGGCCACUGUGUGGGGCCUGAACUGGGGCAGACGCGGCUCCGUGGGCACGGGCGCAACGGGGGCAGGCAAGCCGCAAGCGGAACAGAAGGACCGGCUGGCUCUGGACAUAUCGUUGCUGAAGAAGCAGUACGAUCGUCUGCGCGAGCGACAGAAGCAGGCCCACGUCAUACUGACCUCCGCCUGCUCCACAGCAACUGCACCGCGACAAGCGAGCUCCAACCAGUUGCCAGUUAAUCAGCUGCUCCUCGGCCGCCCGGCCAUAAUCACCAACAAGGGGAAGCGUGUGGGAGCCCCGUUGGGCGCAAUUCCACCCGCACGCAAGCCCUCGCUUCCAGCCGUGCUGCACAGCAAGCCCCCAGAGCGACAGCUGCGGCGCGGGGAGACGCUGCUCUGGCGGGACACGGAUGCCACGCGGAAUCGACGUGAUAGCCUGACGUGGAAGGAGAUCAAAGCCGAUCGCGCUGCCAUGUUUCGAGAAGGCAGCGAUGCCACCGCGGUCAAGUCACAGAAGCUGCGUUCGCGAUUGGGCAAAAGUGAUAGCUCCUCGUACAGUGAGGAUAGCGAUGGGGAGCAGGAGGCGGAGGACAAAGAUGGCUCCAGCACCGACACCAGUCUGUGCGAUGACGACGAUCCCAAGUCGAGCGAGCAGAGUCCCAAGCGCAAAGCAAAGCUGGCGCGCAAGCUGAAAGAGAAGCCUAAGCUGGCUGUAUCACGAGAGCCCAGCCUGGAGCGCAGGAGACCCAAGUCGUGGGCGCCCAGUAGCCAUGAAAUACCUUUUAUGCUCAUGGGAACCGAGAGCGGCGAUGAGAAGGAGCCGGCACCAAAAGAGGAGGAGGACAGCGCCACCGAAUGCGAUCGCUUUGACUACUCAAGGAACUUGGAUUGGUCAAAGGAAGCAGGGGAUCUGGCGUCAAGUAAAAUAGAAACGCUGACAGGCGCAACUCUACCAGCGACCAGCACUACACAGCUCUCACCCCUCCGAGAUGUUGUCAGCUAUCUAGGCACAGCCAGCAUCAGUGAACUGCCUUCGUCUAGGCUAGAAUAUGCAAUGUCCGAUACCGAAUCGGUUAAUCCUCCUGAUAUAGUUGAUGCUGUAGCCAGCUCAGCCGUGGAAAAGGAAUACUCCUCAAGGCGGUACGAUGUUAGUGACGAUGGCGUAACCAAUCAGUAUUUUGAGCGGGUCAAUAGCGUGGAGCGUCCUAAGCUACUAGAACUCUCGUUCUCCCUAAACGAGGAGGAUGCGGAAAUAACCUCGCCCAAGGAAGAGCAACGUGCCCUGGUCGAAGGCCACAGUGCUGGGUAUAUAGCAAAGAGUAUGCCUUUCGAUCUACCAGCUAUAGAACUGAAAGCGGGCAUACCUCCAAUACGCGAUGACAACAUUCCAGGCGAAAACAAGGACGACUACAAAGAAGUGCUGAGCAUGACGAUAGAACCGAAGAAGGACGCACUGCCCACGAUCCUCAGUAGCGCCUGCCGUAAGCGUCGAGAUCCAAGGCGCAAGACUCUGACAAGAUCAUCCACGAUUGAGCUGGAAGAACGAUUCCAGGCGCUAGAGCGACGGUUCAGUCAGGAGAAACCGAAUCGACAUUCGGCAAGUGAUAAAAUAGAGGGCAUCAAGUACAUACCUAGCACUGCGGCUCUGGAGGAGCGUUACAAUACGCUCGAGAAACAGCUCAGUGCGGAGAAGCAAGGUGUGCAUCCGGUAGAGCCCACGGCUGAAUGUUUUGAGAAGCCGGAACGUAUUCCCUCUACAGCUGACCUGGAAAUGCGUUUCAAUGCCUUGGCCAAGCAAAUGAGCUCCACUGAAUCAAACUCAAAAGCUCCCAUUGAACUUAGGGGUCAAGAUCAGCCAGCGGGCAGUAGCUCAAAGGAGGGAAACGAAAGCGAAAAAACCAGCAAACUGCAUAAACUAAAUGACUCUCAGACAGAUACAACAAAACCUGCCAACGAAAGCGAUGCAACUGACAAGAAAGAGAGCGAAAGUAAGCAGAAGUCGGAGACACCGCGCCUUAAAAAACUGCCUUCAACAGCCGAACUAGAAGAUCGCUUUAAUGCCUUAGAGCGAAGGAUAAGCGUGCAAAAAGCCAGUCCUACCAAGGCAAAGAAGGAACCACCUGACGAAAUCAUAGAAAGUAAAAAAGCUUCACCCAAGAAAGUUGCAGAGGCACCAGCAAAGGCAGAAAGUAAAGCACAGAGCCAAGAAUUAGCUGAAGAAGUUAAUCAAACAAAGGAAAAGACAAGCGAUGUAGAGAUUCCCAAACAUGCUGAGAGCCCAAAGCCUGAAGCUUCGGAUAAGGAAGUUGAAGUCAAAGUUUCACCUCCGAAAAAUGAGAAAAACCAAAGCGAAAAGAAAGAACUUGUAAAGAGCAAAGAAUCAUCGAAUGCAGAGGACAAGCAAGUUGAGGUGCUCAAGCGAAAGUCCCCACCUUCCACAGAGGAACUAGAGAAACGCUUCAAUGCCUUAGAGAAGCAGCGGAGCACCUCCAAAGGAGAUACAAAUGGAGCAGUUGACAAUGAGAGGUCUUCUAAUAAAAUUGAGCCAGUGCCACAGGAAGAAAAGCAAACAAAGCAAUCAGAGCAUGCUAAAGAACCUAAAACCCAAAAAGAGGAGGAGGCUCAAAGCUCAAUUAAGUCCUUUGAUGAAAAAGUUAAGGCAAUAAGUGCAUCGUUGACAAACGAUGAAAGCCCAAGCGAGGUAUCGGAGGCCACUUUGGAGAAGCGGAAAGCUUUUGAGACCACAUGCAAGACAGCCAACAAAGUGUUAGAAGCCGAGCAAAAGCCCUUAGCAACUGAAACUAAUGCAGGUCCUCAGAAACCCGUCAAGCCAGAUCAAAAGUCAGACCCGGCAGCUGAACAGUCAGAGAAAACACGGCCAGCAGAGCAUAUUAAAAGGCGAGCCUCCGAGCCUCCUUCUAUGGAAGACUUGGAUAAGCGCUAUGAGACCCUGAACCGUCGCAUGAGUAGUAAAAAUCACUUAACCACUCAAAACGAAACUGUGAACGAGGCGCUGGAGCGCAUUGAACAGGAAGUAAUGGCAGAGCUCGGCGACUCGGAGGAAGACACAAAACCAAUCAAAAAGCAACCACCCACAACCGAGGACUUGGAGAGCCGCUACGAGGCAUUACACAGCAAGGAUGCAAAAGAAAGUGAAAGUAAAUCAAAGCCGGCGCCUAAGUCACCUCCACGCCGUGUCGAUGUGGCCAUCGAGGCACACAUACCCGAACCGCCACCACCCCCACCAGCAGAGCACCGGAUCAUCAUCAAUCCUGGGCCGCAUCAGCAACGCGCUCUCAUUGAGGAGCUGCAGAGCAAGAUAAAAGCGCAGUCCCCGGGCGAGGAGAACUUGAGGCCGAGCGAAAUAAACCCUCAGCGAAAGCGCCAGCCAGAGCAUCGUCAGCUGCAACAGCGACCCACCACAAUGGGCGAUGAGACAUCGGAAGCACCUGCAACCACCGCUUACUACAGAUCGGGAAAUUACGAACCCUGGCAAUCGCAGCGAACGGUUCGUCGUUUCUCCGAUUUGCCAUCAAGAGCCGAUUUGGAAAAUCGUUUACAAUUCCUGGAAAAGAAAUUGUACAAGAAAUUCUACAAGCAGCGCUGUGCAAGUGAUUCCGAAGUUGCAUCGAGGAUGUUUAGCUAUGAGGACAAGCCAAGCACCUCGCAGCAAGCGGAGGCUCAGCUGGAACAGCGUGUUCUCGCUCUGGAGAAGCAGCUGAGCGAAAACAGCCUCAAACUGCUGGAAGCUGUUCGCGAAAAGGAAAAGCAGCAGGAGAAGGUCAACCACAACUCGGAAGAUCUCUGUUCUCCACGGCGACUUAGCACUGGCAUGGAAAUUGGCAAGGAGCUGGUGCGCUACACCCAAAACAUCUCUGAUGUUGAGGAGUCGGACAAGCCGAUUAACAUCAGCAUCAAUAUUAAAAUGCUGCUCAACAAAGAGAACGAACAGCGAAAGCCGCCAGCCGAGCCCAACACAGAUGAUUUGAGGCGACGAUUGGAACAGCUGGAACUGGAGCUGAUCGAAGCGCGAGCCAGGAAUGGAACAAUACCGAUUCCUGAUGCCGAGACAAACGCUGAAGAUGUUCCACUUCCGCCAACCGAACAAAGCGAGGAAACUGAGACAAGUAGAAAACAGGAAAAAGAUAGCCACAACCAGAGCGUUAAGUGUGACGAGGCCGAAAAGCUGGAAGAACCUGCAGUGCCCCCGAUGGAUACGACAGAGCCCGAGACGGUAAAGGAAACCAAAACCUUGGAAAAUGAAGAAAAGGCUCAAUCCGGUAAUAAAGAAUCGGACCUAACGAAUGUCACUAAAGAAGAGCAAAAGGUUGAGGCUAAAACUACUAAUCAAGAAGAUGAAAAGAAAAUCAAAAUGAAAUCCUCACCCACAAUCGAAGAGCCGAAAAUUCCAGAUGAAACUCAAAAAACUGAUCCUGAGCCAAAUAGUGAAAAAUCAGAUGCCGUUGAACAGAAGUCAACUUCAGCCGAGGAGCCACUUCAAAAUCCCGAAGAAAAUCUUGUAAUUAAUCCAAGUGAUAUUGGCCCUGUAGAUCCCAAUAAUAAAACUGUGGUACUUCUAAUGGAUAAUGAGCCAAAAGCAUUGAAGGUGCGCCGUCUGACCAGAGCCAAUACUGAAGAGCUCGAGGGUCUAUUUCAGGCCCUUGAAAAGCAACUCAACGAUCGAAAUCUCGUCAAGUCCAAAGAUGGAAAACUGAUUCGAGCAGAAAGUAAGCCAUCUGCCGAGCAAGUCGAGCAGGCACAAGCCAUAUCAGACCUGACCAAAGAAAUUGAAGACUUCACCAGUGGCAAACCGGAACAAGAAGCAGCGGAGCAGAAACAAGAGAAAGAAAAGGCCGCCGAGGAGGAUCCCAACUAUGACUGGGGACCCAAUCCAGUUAAGCAUCACCUGAAACGGAAAACCGUUUAUCUGCCAUCCACCAAAGAGCUAGAGGCUCGCUUUCGCUCUUUGGAGCGUCAAAUUAAACUACUCGAAGAUGUUGAAAAAAUUGACGUAGAGCAGAGACUCUGUGAAAUCGAGCGAAAGAUCAAGCUGCAGUACUCGUUGUCGCAUGAGAAAGACCUCAACAAAUUCUUAGAGCUAUGCGAAGGCAAAGGCCUAGAUGAUGACGAGGAUGUUCAUGUGGCGGAGGCUACUUCUCCAGUCAACGACCGCUCACGCAGUCCAUCACGCAAACAAACUAGCUCCUCCUCGAGAUCGCCAUACACGUCUCCAGUUUCCAAGUCAGUGAGCAAGUCGCCAUACGUGUCGCCUUCACGUAAGGAGAAGAUCACCACAAAAUCACCUUAUACGUCACCAUCACGCCAGAAUAAGAAGACGCAGCAAACAUCACCGACGCGCGCCGCCAGCAAGAAGAGUCCAUACACUUCGCCGGCUCGCCGUCAGCCGCACAAAGACGAUCUACCCAUCCCUGACGACCUCGAAUACAAAUAUCGCGUACUGGACUUGGUGCGCUCCAAGUCCAAGGACAAUCUCUCGAAGCGUAAAACUGACCCCAAUAAGAAACCACCUAUUCAUCCGCUCGAGAUGCUGCUCGAUCCGAGUCCGGAUGAUAGUGAAAUACCGACUACGGGAGAGCUGGAGCAUCGCAUACGACUGCUGGACGAGAAACUAAAGUCCCCUGUGCGCCACAAGUCGCGUUCCCGUUCACCCACCAUCGAGGAUAUCAAGCGAAAGAAAAUGCUAGAUGAUCAGCUGCCCAAGACUCCGGUGCACAGCCUGGAACGUUUGGUCUACUCGCCCAGCAAGCCGGAACCACCCACUGCCGAAGAACUGGACAAGCGUAUUCUUGCGCUGGAAAAGGAGCAACGCUUCGAUUUCAAGACCCAAAAAGACUACAAAGAAUUCAAUCAAAAACUUAAAGACGUGGUCUCGCCCUCGCUAUCCUACGAGGAGUUCAAGCUGGCAAAGUCGCGCGAGCAGAGUCCCCGGCGACAAGCCCCCACAACGCCAAAGUCAGCAAUGCGACGCGAUGAGCUACAUGACGAUUACCGUGACUAUCGCCGUGAGGAGACAACCUCGUAUCGGCCCACCAGCCCCAAGGUCAUACGAUUCCGGGAUGAGGACGACGACUACUACGAGGACUCGUGGCGUCCCAAGUCACGGCAGAGUCAGGGACAGGGCCCAGCCAGCGAGCGAAUGGUGGGCAUAACUGAUGUUUUAAGCUUUAUGGAGGAGAAUUCUAAAAUUCUUCAACGUAUUCUUAAGAAGACUCUUGCAGAUCAGCCGUCAGCAGCAGCAAGUCGCAGUUAUAUCAACAGCACAGCGGCCGCAUCAGCAGCCUCUGAAGGUGUCGACGCCCUAGGCAGUCGCCUGAUGAGGGAAACAUCGCCCAUCACUCGAACUGGAACCCAUACGGGCGUACCGCUGCGCACUGGAGAGAACAUUAAUGAUCGCCUGAGCUCCAUCAAGAACAGCAUCAAGUCCAUCGACAGCUUGUGCGAGGAGAAAUCCUAUCAGAAGGAGAAGUGCCAGCGCUAUAUUGACUCUCUAUUCUCUGACUCCUUGCACUUCUCCAAUAAGAAGAGCUCGGCCGAGGACUUGACGCACAGUCGGAGCGAGAGUCGAGGACGUGGCACGCAGCGCUGCUCCGACUAUACGCCAACAAUCCGGAUCAGCUCCGAGCACCGUUCGCUCGGCUCCGUGGAGUCGUUGCGCACGGGCAGCCCGCUGCGUGCUUCCAGUCCGCCGCAUCACCGUUCGCACAGGGAUGUUAGCCGGGAGCUGUCGCCGCGUCGCCGUCGCGAGACGGAAGAGCUAGAGGAGCGCGAGAGUAGUAGGGUAAGACGUGAUAAUAUGUUGCCAAAUUAUUUAGCUGAUAAUCGUAGCGAACUAGGUAGCUCCAGUAGUUUAACUAAGUUUCACAAAGUAGAUAGACAACUAGAAGAAACCUGCGCCAAGUACGCGGACGACAGACGCUCAGCCUGCAAGUCCCCGUUGAGCUCGCCGUACGAGUCCCGAACAACAGGCACACGAUACAACACAACAGCCACAGUCGACAGUUUCCCUAGGCCCGUGUCGCCCUACCGCCAGCCCUAUGACCCAAGCAGGCCCUCACGCUCCAACACGCCCGUCUAUCAGCCAGCCAAGCUGGAGAUCCGCCACACGACCGUCACGUCGACCUUCUACGAUCGCUUUCUCACCGAGAAGCAGAUUGAGAAGCAGACGCUCCCUCGUCCACCCAGCCGCUCGCCCGUCCUCUCGCCCUCGGCAGCGACCAAGAGCUACAGCGAUCUGCCCAGCACCCUGGCGGCCCACAAGUACGGUCACGAGCUCUUGCCCGACGUGGCCCCCACAAGCGCGAGCAGCUACUCACCCAUGUCCCGCAGCUACGCGGGCAGCAGCAGCAACUACUCAUACCUCACCCCACUCACCACUGCGGCCUCCACUUCAGCUGGCAGUGCAUCUGAUCUGCGCCUGCGCAACAGCUCUGAGAAUAUUCCCAGUCCCCAACCCAAUCCCACUCUCACUCCCACAGCCACAAGCACCAGCACAGCCAUGCCAUAUGCAAGCGUGCUCGGCUCGAGCUCGGCAGCCUCCACAGCAUCUGCUUUCGUGCCAUACAACUUCAGUAGCUCAUUUGGCAGUCGCCUGGGUGACCCGGUGAGCGCCUCUGGCACCUCCACUCUCAGCACGUACUCCACCGGCGUCUACAAUCCCAUGAUGUCAUUCACAUUGCGCGAACCUCAGAUAAGCAGCUUGCCCAGCUCGUCAUCGGGUCAGUAUCAAUUCAAGAGCGCGUUCGGCUCGACUCUGGCAAAGAGCGAGUCCGACAAGCCAUAGGCUCGAUGAGCUAGUGGGCAUACGAAUAGGUUGUCAUCUCUGAACCAUGCCACAUUCUCAGCACAUGCUCAAACUAUAUUUACUUUAAGCUAACAAAUUACUCUUUGCAAUUAUAUAAACAAGCAAAAAAGGAAAACUCUCAAAGCU
This is a messenger RNA of Drosophila navojoa, 9630 nucleotides long. RefSeq lists its product as uncharacterized. NCBI's taxonomy places the organism in Eukaryota, Metazoa, Arthropoda, Insecta, Diptera, Drosophilidae. The record is from RefSeq and is a predicted model, not a curated record. Gene Ontology annotation, cellular component: endoplasmic reticulum.